Molecule: messenger RNA, 868 nt
Organism: Saprolegnia diclina VS20
Lineage: Eukaryota; Oomycota; Saprolegniomycetes; Saprolegniales; Saprolegniaceae
Exons: 3
Coding region: 24-803 (259 amino acids)
Source: RefSeq, a predicted model, not a curated record
CGUCGCAAUCUGUGAACAUCACCAUGGCGGACGGUCCACCGCCGCUCUGCGAGAUGCCACCGGCACCGAGCGUCAUGGACGAGAUGAUGGCCGCGGCCACGCAGGCCAGAGCGCUCAAGGACGCUGCGAAAGCGGUCGAGGCCAAGCAGCGCGCCACGUCAUUCGGUGCGGGCUUGAAGAAGGGCUUCUUUGCGGCCCCGGCCCGUCCCAAGACGACCGCCCCGCCAACGUCCAAGACAGCCGCCAAGCCCGAGAUCGAGACGCUACGGCCGACCAAGAAGCAUGCGCUCGAGUUUCCCGAGGUCCAGGCAGCGAUGCAGGGGCUCGCGACGAACGACUGGAUGACGCCCGACUUUAUGGACAAGCUCGCCAAGAACCCGAAGCUCUGCGUCGCACUGCAGAACCCUCGGUUCACGACCGCGAUUCAAGAACUCUCGACCAACCCGGAGAAGGCCAUGGCCAAGUAUCAACACGACGCCGACGUCUCGACGAUGCUGCGCGACUUUAUGCAGUUUAUGGGCGCCCAUUUCGAGGCCUUGGGCAAGGCCGCUGACGCCGACGCAGCCAAAGCUAGCCAGCGCCACGCUCUCGAAGCCGCAGCCCAGACACCGCAAGAGCAGGCCCAAGUGCAGCGCAUCCUGAGCGACCCGGAGCUGCAAGCCAUCUUGUCCGACCCCGAGAUGCAAGCCGUGCUCCAACGCUGUACGGCGCCCGGCGUCCUCCUUCGCUACCUCCACGACCCGAUCGUUGGCCCCAAGAUCCGCAAGCUCCAAGCCGCGGGGCUCGUCCAGCUGCACCCGUAAAAACACCGUCAAAAUCGAUACACUAGCGUGUUUUUGAAUGUACGGAUACACCAUGUUUAUCCGGA